This is a messenger RNA of Syzygium oleosum, 4329 nucleotides long. RefSeq names its product receptor-like protein 19. Gene Ontology annotation, molecular function: protein binding. The record is from RefSeq and is a predicted model, not a curated record. The transcript is spliced from 3 exons. The coding region runs from base 63 to 4193 and encodes 1376 amino acids. NCBI's taxonomy places the organism in Eukaryota, Viridiplantae, Streptophyta, Magnoliopsida, Myrtales, Myrtaceae.
UGCACUCUCCCACGAAAACUCACUUCAGUAACCAAAAGAACAAAACACAAAAGCAGAAAAAUAUGGCAGCCUUAUCAUUAUAUCUGCUGCUUACUUGGAUGUUCCUACUCUCUCUCUUUCGUACUAGGCUUGCUGAGGUAUCAUGUCAUGCGGAUGAGAGCUCUGCCUUAAUGGAAUUCAAGAGAAGUUUCAGAACCAACACGACAGAUUCGCGAUGCGUUUAUCCAAAGGUCCACUCUUGGUCUCUGGAUGGAAGUGGAGAUUGUUGUUCGUGGGAUGGCAUCGAAUGUGAUGAGGUCACCGGCCGAGUGAUUGCCCUCAACCUCAGUAGCAGUUGUCUCUCGGGCACCAUGAGUCCCAACACCACUCUCUUUCGACUCAUUCACGUGGAGUCACUCAAUCUUGCUUACAACAGCUUCAACUUAUCCCCAAUCCCGUACGGCUUCAGCAAUCUUUCGAGGUUACAAUACCUUAAUCUCUCCCACUCGGAUUUUUCCGGUGAAAUCCCUCACGAUAUCUCGCAGCUAUCCCGGUUAGUUUCUCUCGAUUUGUCCGCUUCUUGGGACGUGACACUUCAUUUGCCCAACAUGGGCGACCUUGUUCAUAAUUUGACUGGGCUAAAAGAACUCCAUCUUUCUUCCGUAAGCUUGUCAUCCCCUAUCCCUCCUGUGCUAGCGAAUUUCUCUUCCUUGACAUCGCUUAGGCUUCGAUUUUGUGGAUUGAAUGGAGACUUUCCGGUCAGCAUUUUUCAGCUGCCAAACUUGGAAGUCCUUGACAUUGCUGGCAAUUCCAACCUUUCUGGUUUUUUUCCCAAAUUGCAUUGGGGUUCUCCAUUGAAAUCGUUAUACCUUUCCCAGACCGAUUUCUCAGGAGAAAUACCCGCUUCGAUUGGAAAUCUUAGUCUCUUGAAUGAGUUAGACGCCUGGGGGUGCCAUUUUUCGGGAUCACUUCCCUCUUCAAUGGGUAAUCUUUCUCAUCUCACUAGACUAGUCCUUUACGGAAAUAACUUGCAAGGUCAAAUCCCUGUUUCCUUUGCUGAUCUUACCCAGCUAUGGUGGCUAGACCUCUCUUCCAAUAACUUGAGUGGUGAUACUUUGGAGUGGGUGGUCAACUUGACAAAACUUGACCACUUGGACAUUUCAGGUAAUAAUUUCUUCCUCUCUGCCGGUUCGAUCGGAUCUCCUUCCUUCUCUCUCUGCAGCUCCAUGGAACCACCGACCUCUCGAGCUCCACGCCGCUCGCUCCCUCCCCGACCACCACCAAAACCCCCGCCGCGACGGCCACAAGCAAAACCAGAGACAGGGACUUCCUCCUCCACCUCAAGGCCUACCUCGCCAAGCGAGACGCCACGAAGAUCAUCCUCUCCUCCUCCCUCCUGCCCGAAACCCUACCCCCUCCAUCAAUGGCCGCCACUUGCGUGUUCUGUCGAAGAUCAGCGCGUGGGCGGAGUUCGUCGGGUACAUUGGGAGCGUGAAUCUGAAAAUUGUAAUCGGCUAAGCGGUGGACUUCCAUCUUCAUUUGAGAACCUGAAGCAGUUGACUUUGCUCGACCUUUCUGACAACGACUUGCGCGGUGAUAUUCCGAGCACAUUGUGGAAUCUGAAGGAUCUUGAAAGGCUUUACCUGGGAUGGUUUAAUCUCAAUGCUGUUCUCGAUGCAAAUAAUCUAUUCAAACUCAAGAACUUGAGAGUUUUACAUUUGUCCUUCAACAAUAUAUCGUUCACCAAGUCAUUCAUCAACGCCACUACAUCGAAGCUUACCGAAUUAUACUUGGAUUCGUGCAACUUGACCGAGUUCCCACAGUUUAUAGGCUACUUAAGUGAAUUGGUGGAGUUAGACCUAUCACACAACAGAAUCCGAGGGACCAUUCCUAGAUGGAUGUGGAACAAUAGCAAAGAAUCUCUCGAGUAUAUAGAUCUUUCUGACAAUCUUUUAACCGGCUUCGAAAUCAACCAAACCGAUCUUCCUUUGCCGAAAUUGAAGUAUCUUGACGUUAGUUCUAACUUGCUAGAAACAACCCUCCCUGUCCCACCACCCUCAGUCGCACAAUACAACAUCUCAAACAAUUUCCUAUAUGGGGAAGUUCCAACAUCCAUUUGUGAAGAGAGCUCUCUUGCCGUCCUCGAUUUGUUCAACAAUAAUCUGAAUGGCACACUUCCUCCUUGUUUGGGUAGUAUUGGUCCUUUGAUUAUAUUGAAUCUCGCGAGAAAUAAAUUCGCGGGAAUGAUUCCUCACAUUUACCCAGAUGAUUGUUCAUUGAGGAUGAUCGACCUAAGAGAAAAUCGACUAAGAGGGAUUGUUCCGAGAUCUUUAGAAAAUUGCGGAAUGCUGGAGUAUUUGAAUCUCGGUUACAAUCAAAUUAAUGAUACAUUCCCAUUUUGGCUAUCGAAAUUGGCCUACCUAAAAGUUAUUGACUUCCAGUCCAAUAUGUUCCAUGGACCCAUAGAAGAUAAUCUAAGCCAGCUUAACUUCACCAGUUUACACAUCCUGGACCUAUCCAACAACAGCUUCAAUGGUGAACUUCCUUCCAAGCUGUUAAGGAGUUGCCACGCCAUGAAGUUUAUCGAUGGUCAAGAAAAGUUGGCAUAUUUGAGUCUUUAUAAUUGGCUUAAUAUGUCUUAUGUUUCAUACGGCGAAAGUUUGACUUAUGCGAUGACAUUAAUGAGUAAGGGCAUGAAAAGGGAAUAUGCGAAGAUUUCGGAUGUCCUCAUGGCGAUUGACUUCUCCAAUAACAAGUUCGAAGGAUUCAUUCCCGAACUCAUUGGAGAUCUGAAGUCACUUCGUAUGCUCAACCUUUCAAACAACUUCCUCAAUGGUAGCAUCCCUCCUUCCUUGGCCAGCCUGACAAUGCUCGAAUCACUGGAUCUUUCCCUGAACAAUCUCAUAGGAGAGAUUCCUCAACAACUAGCCAACCUCACAUUUCUCGAGGUUUUUGAUGUCUCUCACAAUCGACUAUCGGGACCGAUACCACGUGGAACACAGUUCGACACAUUCGGGAGCAAUUCAUUUGCAAUGAAUGAGGGGUUGUGUGGAGGUCCUCUGCCAAAUAAAUGCACAAUUGGUGAAAGCACUGCACCACCACUAUCGUCUUUCAAAGUAGAUAAUGAAGAAGAGUCUCUAUUUGACUUGGAUUGGAAAAUCGUGCUGGCUGGCACUGGAGUUGGGUUUUUGGUUGGCGUUGUGCUAGGGAACUUGAUCAUUGACGAGAACAGUAGGUGGUUCUUGCACUACUCCAUGAGAAUGGCAAAAGGAUGUAAAAGAGAGUAUUUGAAUCUCGGUUACAAUCAAAUUAAUGAUACAUUCCCAUUUUGGCUAUCGGAAUUGGCCUACCUAAAAGUUAUUGACUUGCAGUCCAAUUUGUUCCAUGGACCCAUAGAAGAUAAUCUAAGCCAGCUUAACUUCACCAGUUUACACAUCCUGGACCUAUCCAACAACAGCUUCAGUGGUGAACUUCCUUCGAAGUUGUUGAAGAGUUGCCAUGCCAUGAAGGUCAUUGUUGGUCAAGAUAAGUUGGCAUAUUUGAGUCUUUCUAAAUCGGUUGAUCUAUCUUCUGUUUCAUUCGGUAAAAUUAUGACUUAUGCAAUGACAUUAAUGAGCAAGGGUACGGAAAGGGAAUAUGCGAAGAUUCCGGAUGUCCUCAUGGCGAUUGACUUCUCCAAUAACAAGUUCGGAGGGUUCAUUCCUGAACUCAUUGGAGAUCUGAAGUCACUUCGUAUGCUCAAUCUUUCAAACAACUUCCUCAAUGGUAGCAUCCCUCCUUCCUUGGCCAACCUGACAGUGCUCGAAUCAUUGGAUCUUUCGGGGAACCAUCUUGUGGGAGAGAUUCCUCAACAAUUAGCCCACCUCACAUUUCUUUCGGUUUUCGAUGUCUCUCACAAUCGUCUAUCGGGACCGAUACCACGUGGAACACAAUUUGACACGUUUGGGAGCGGCUCAUUUGCGAUGAAUGAUGGUUUGUGUGGAAGUCCUCUGCCAAAUAAAUGCACAAAUGAUGAUAACGGUCCACCGCCACCAUCAUCUUUCAUAGUAGAUAAUGAAGAAGAGUGUCUAUUCGACUUGGAUUGGAGAAUUGUGCUAGUUGGCGCUGGAGUUGGGUUUUUGGUCGGUGUUGUGCUAGAGAACCUGAUCAUUGACAAGAAGAGGAGGUGGUUCUUGCACUAUUCCAAGAAAAUGGCAAAAGGAUGGAAAAGGUGAGGAAAGCUCUGGCGGACAAGAAAAUAUGCAGCUAAAUACUUAAUGCUCUGUGUUUAAGUAGCUUGUUGAGAACAGUUACAUAUGCAUGUCUGAAGAUUCUAAUCUAUGUUUGUUUGCAUUGUUCAGUAUACUAUUA